AGGAAUUUAUUUGAAGAAUAUUUUAUUUAAAAUUCAGAUGAUACGAGAUUCUCUUAUUUGUUAUAUACGCCAAUGUUUUUCCUUUCAAAGUCGAAGAUUAAUUUAUAACAGUAAAGUUUUAUGUAAAUAUCAAGAACAAAAAUCAACUUCCUCUAGAAAUCCAAGCAAUUUAAACUAUUUUAAUGCCUAUGUCUUAGCAAUGGUUGGCAAUUAUGAUCCUCUUUAUAGGCUUUACUUGGAGCAUGAAUGUGGACAAAAGCCGGCGGGUGAUUGGAAAAAUGCUGAUCCAAAAGCAGGUUUAAAAUAA
Molecule: messenger RNA, 307 nt
Organism: Meloidogyne enterolobii
Lineage: Eukaryota; Metazoa; Nematoda; Chromadorea; Rhabditida; Meloidogynidae
Source: the annotation of a GenBank genome assembly